AAACCGGCUGAUACAAUAGUCAAUAGUCACGUGCCAGUCUUUUGCCGGUCUCCCACAAUUUUAUUUUGUGCUAUGGUCCGACGAACACCCCGAUGUCUACUUAUAUUAUAACCAUCGUGUUCAAUGUUUGUAUUGAAAAAAACUACAAUUUCCUUUUAAAAACAUAUUUUGUUUAGUACGAUGCGAGAAGUUGUAAUAGGACAUUCAUUUAUUGGACUAAAAUAGCAACGAAAGUUUAGUUUUAAAGUGAUGGCGUUUAAAACCUUAAAGUAUACAGGUGAAAAGUGCUAAUGUAAAAGAAAUAUAGCAAUCUAAUACAACCUGAGAAAACAUAAAUUUUGGUAUGUUUCUAAAAUUUAAAAGUUAACGAUGAUUCUUCAACCAUGCAACGUGGAGCUUACAAAGGUGCAUUAUUACGAUCAAACUAAAAGAUCUCAUAACAUGGGAAUUUCUACAAUAUCUAGAGAAAUGCAUGAAAACGAUUUCAACAAAAACAUGAUGAUCAAAAAAAAUAUAUUUGGACACAGAUGGGUGCUUAAAAUCAACGAACAACAAAAUAAUGAUCUCAAGAGUAAAAUACAAAGAAAAUAUCUAACAUUGUAUAUUAUUGUAGUUUUUUGUAUUAUUGUAGCUGUAAGCUUUGGAAUUAUAUUUUCAAUUGAUCACGAUAUUUUUAAACACAUAAAUAAUACUCAUAUACGAAACAUCUUGGUGAAUGAUUCUAUUGAUAUUAGAACAAAAAUAUUUCUAUCAGAUGUGAAUGAUGACUUAACUAGUAAAGAAAGCCUUCAAACUAAACAGAUUUUACCAUUUAGCGAUAAAUAUUCUAUAGAAAGAAGAAAUAGAAUUGAAUUAUUGAAUAUUGCUAGAUCGAAAUACUGUCCAGAUUGUAGCACUGAAGAUGUUUGCUUAAAAAUUGAAGAAGUGGAAAGACCAAGGUGCUUGCCAAAAGUCGAUAAAAAGGAUCCUACAGGUUGUGGAGGCUAUUGUAAAAUAAACAAAGAAUAUUGCAAGCUGCUCGAUAAAGGUUUAGCAGUUUUUCAAUGUCUACCCCUAAAAAAUUUGCUAAAAUGUCCUGAAAGCACGUUUAACUGUGGAAAUAUGUGCAUUUCCGUUACCAAACGUUGUGAUGGAAGAAUCGACUGUUUAAACAUGGAAGAUGAAAUAAAUUGUGAUUGCAAUUUGGAUGACAAUUUUCAAUGUGGAAAUAAGACUUCCUGCUUGCAUAAAUCAAAAGUCUGCAAUGGCAAAGUUGACUGUUGGGAUAAAUCUGAUGAAAUACAUUGUCAAACAGAUAUAUUCUGUGAAGCAAAUCACGUGCCUUGCCUUAAUGGACAAUGUAUCCCAAAAGAGAAAAUGUGUGACAGAGUAUUUGACUGCGUGGACAAAACGGAUGAACCCAUCUGGUGCCAAGAGAUAAAACAUUAAAUUAAAAAAUUAUUGUCGAAACUGCUUAUAUUUUUGUAUAAUAUAAAAUUUUUGCAUAAAA
Messenger RNA from Anthonomus grandis grandis, 1489 nucleotides. RefSeq lists its product as uncharacterized. The coding region runs from base 370 to 1428 and encodes 352 amino acids. NCBI's taxonomy places the organism in Eukaryota, Metazoa, Arthropoda, Insecta, Coleoptera, Curculionidae. Gene Ontology annotation, molecular function: protein binding. The transcript is spliced from 7 exons. Gene Ontology annotation, cellular component: plasma membrane. The record is from RefSeq and is a predicted model, not a curated record.